UAUACACUAUGGGAAAUCAAAAUCCACAAGGGUUUAAUCCCUUCAAUCCCAAUCAAGGAAGAGGAAAUAAUCAAGAUAAUAAUAACAAUUAAAACAAGGAUUAGCAAAAAAAACCACCUCCUCCACCAUAAAGAGUCGGAAGGAAAAAGCUUAGAAAAGGUGUUGAAUAAGCAUCCAAAUUACCAGCAGGUAUUUAUUAUUAUAUAUUUCUUAGCAACACCAAUUGCUAAGUGUAGAUUAAAAUUACUUAAAAAUGAGAGAAUUAAAGACUAUUUGCUGUUAGAAUAGGAAUUUAUUGAAAAUUAAUAAAGAUUAAAGCCAUUAAAAGAAUAAGAUCAAGCUGAAUCAGAAGAGCAGAAAAAAAUAGAAUAACUCAGAGGCACACCAAUGAUGUAAUAACAAUUUCUAAUUUGAAAGCGUAGGAACAUUAGAAGAAUUUGUUAAUGAAAAUCAUGCUAUUGUAUCGUCCUCGGUUGGUCCAGAAAGUUAUUCAGGAAUUAUGAGUUUUGUUGACAAAGAUUAAUUGGAGCCAGGUUGCUCUGUUCUUUUAAAUUAAAGAUGUAAAAAUACUCUUUGAUUUAUUACAAUAGCCUAUGCAGUUGUUGGUAUUAUGUAAGAUGAAAUUGAUCCUCUUCUUAAUGUGAUGAAAGUUGAUAAAGCUCCACUUGAAUCCUAUGCAGACAUUGGAGGUCUUGAAUAGUAGAUUUAGGAAAUUAAAGAAGCUGUGGAACUUCCAUUAACACAUCCUGAAAUAUAUGAAGACAUGGGAAUCAAACCACCAAAAGGUGUUAUCUUAUAUGGAGAACCAGGAACUGGAAAGACACUUUUGGCUAAGGCAGUUGCCAAUGAAACUUCGGCAACAUUCUUAAGAGUGGUUGGGUCAGAAUUGAUAUAGAAAUAUCAAGGAGAUGGUCCUAAAUUAGUUAGAGAGUUAUUCAGAGUUGCUGAAGAGCAUGCUCCUAGUAUAGUAUUCAUUGAUGAAAUUGAUGCUGUUGGUACUAAGAGAUAUGAUUCACACUCUGGGGGUGAAAAAGAGAUUUAAAGAACAAUGCUUGAAUUGUUAAAUCAAUUAGAUGGUUUCGAUUCAAGGGCUGACGUUAAAGUAAUCCUUGCCACGAAUAAGAUUGAAUCUCUUGAUCCAGCUUUGAUUAGACCUGGACGUAUUGAUAGAAAAAUAGAGUUCCCAUUACCUGAUGUAAAAAAUAAAAAGAAGAUCUUUUAAAUUCACACUAGCAAAAUGAAUCUAGGAGAGGUACUUAUUUAUUUCUAUAAUUAGGAUGCAAAUUUAGAUGAAUUUAUUAAUGCUAAAGAUGAAUUAUCUGGAGCUGAUAUCAAAGCCAUGUGUACAGAAGCUGGUUUAUUGGCUCUAAGAGAAAGAAGAAUGAAGAUAACAUAAGAAGAUUUCAGAAAAGCUAAAGAAAAGAUAUUAUAUUUGAAAAAAGGAAAUAUUCCAGAGGGUCUCUAUAUUUGAGAUAAUAUCUAUAAAUACA
Paramecium octaurelia is the source of this 1490-nucleotide messenger RNA. The record is from the annotation of a GenBank genome assembly. Lineage: Eukaryota; Ciliophora; Oligohymenophorea; Peniculida; Parameciidae.